Molecule: messenger RNA, 3971 nt
Organism: Rhododendron vialii
Lineage: Eukaryota; Viridiplantae; Streptophyta; Magnoliopsida; Ericales; Ericaceae
Exons: 19
Coding region: 252-3719 (1155 amino acids)
Biological process (GO): positive regulation of ERAD pathway
Molecular function (GO): protein binding; ubiquitin protein ligase activity
Source: RefSeq, a predicted model, not a curated record
UUUCCAAACACUGUCUUAAAUUCCUCUCUCUCUCUCUCUCUCUCUCUCUCUCAUCAAUACACCUUCCCCAAAUCACCACCAUUCUCACUCCUCUGACUUCUCUUCUUCCCUCUCCCCACUCAUCUACAUAUUCUCAUCUCCUUUCUUCAGCAAAGGGUUAGGGUUUCAAAUUCGUACAUACAUAUAUCUCCACACGCACACACAUACAUAUCAGAUAGAUAUACACAGACUGUACAUAUAGGGGUCUCAAAAUGGAGACAUCAACUAGCGUCGAUCCCGAUACCCUCACCAAUUCUCCCAAUUCAAGAAGGAAUCAAUUCCAAUUUUCAACGCUAAGUUUCUUGCGAGCACCUGUGUCGACUCUUCUAGAAUACUCCGGCAUUCUUCGACCUAGGUCAGAUCACCUCGAGACCGAGGGUUUGCUAUCCAACAGCGACGAUUCUCAUUCGCCGCUCCGACGCCGUCUGAGCGACGCCGGAGCUCAGACGUCGAGCAGUAACAGCGGAGAGGUCUCGAUCAGGAUAAUCGGGGCCGACGGCGGUGGGUUCGACGAGAGCGAGGAGGCGGCGAUUGCCGGCGUGGCGGGUGAGGGUGGGAAUAGCGGAGGUGAUGAAGACAGGGUUAGGGUUUCGUCUCCGUUGUCCGCGGGUGGGGCCGGGAACGGGCCCGCGGACGGAGACGGUGGUGAGGGGACGGGUGGGGGUAGUAACAAUGGGAAUAGGGAUACGUCGCCGUAUCAGAGGUAUGAUAUACAGCAGGUGGCGAGGUGGGUUGAACAGGUUCUUCCGUUUUCGUUGCUGUUGUUGGUGGUCUUCAUUCGUCAGCACUUGCAAGGUUUCUUUGGCACAUUAUGGAUAACUGCUGUAAUGUUCAAAUCAAAUGAUAUUCUUCGAAAGCAAACAGCCCUAAAGGGUGAGAGAAAGAUAACUGUUCUUAUUGGCAUCUCCACAGUUUUUAUGCUUCAAGUGAUUGGUGUUUACUGGUGGUAUCGGAAUGAUGAUCUUUUAUAUCCAUUAAUCAUGGUUCCUCCUAAAGCAGUACCACCUUUCUGGCAUGCUAUAUUUGUCAUCCUUGUAAAUGACACAAUGAUGCGGCAGGCAGCUAUGGCUGUGAAGUGUGUGCUCCUAAUGUAUUAUAGGAAUGGCAGAGGCCAUAAUUUUCGUCGGCAGGGUCAAAUGCUAACUCUGGUUGAGUAUACCUUACUGUUGUACCGUGCAUUGUUACCAACUCCUGUCUGGUAUCGGUUCUUCUUGAAUAAAGAGUAUGGAAGCCUGUUUUCAUCACUGACUACAGGAUUGUACUUAACAUUCAAGCUAACCUCUGUUGUUGAGAAGGUACAAUCCUUCUUUGCUGCUUUGAAGGCAUUAUCACGGAAGGAUAUCAAUUAUGGGUCUUAUGCCACGUUGGAACAGGUAAAUACAGCAGGAGACUUGUGCGCAAUUUGCCAGGAAAAGAUGCAUGCUCCAAUUCUACUGCGCUGUAAACACAUUUUCUGUGAAGACUGUGUUUCUGAAUGGUUUGAGAGAGAAAGGACAUGCCCUUUGUGCAGGGCCUUGGUUAGACCCGCGGAUCUUCGUUCAUUCGGGGAUGGGUCAACAAUUGCUGGUUGCAAGGUAUCACCAGAAUUAGCAGAUGGAUUGACAAUACGUUCUUAUGUUGUAUUCUUGGAAAUUAUUGUACAUUUGGCCUCGAGGUCAGUUGAUUUUCAUGAAGCACUUGAACUUUACCCCGAAAGGGGGAUCUCCAAAAAUGUGCUCUCCGGUUGUCAUUUCCGUUUUACCGAUCUCCUUUACGCACAAUCACUAAGCGCGUCAUGUGGAAAACUCACUAUGGGUUUUAUUGAAGAAGUAAAUAAUGCCUCACCUUUUGCUGUACGUUUGCAAACGUUAGAAAUAGAUUUUCACUUACUUUCCAUAUGUGGAUGUGAGAUGAAUUGCACGAAUCCGGUGGAAAGAAGCUCCCGAGGAAUGGUUGGAGGGAGCUUUCUUCGGCCCACUCGUGGAAGAGAUAAGGGGUCUGAACUAGCUGCCGACUCAUUCAUUCAACCACUCAGUAGAAAGGGAACUCGUUUGGUUUGCUACUGUGAUUGUGUGAAUGAUGCGGGAGAUAAUGAUGGUUUACAUGCUGUAAGGCUAGCUCAUUACCGCAUCAAACUUCUGUCUGUGGUGGAUUUUACGUUGUUAUUAGGGAAUCCUAUUAUCAGGUUGAAAACAAGUUUCCAAAUGGAUCCGGUUACCUUCCGGUUCAUGUUUUGGACUGAAGGAGACAAUCGUGAUCGUGACUGUCCAUUUGCUGCAAUCAAGCAAUGGGAAGAAUUGCACACUAUUGUACGGGUUUGCACCUUCGUAAUUGAUUAUUUCAUUAACAUAAUUGGAGGACAGGGUCAAAGGUGGUGUGUGAUGUUUGGUUGGCGAACUAGAGGAGAAAGUGGGUUUCUUCAAACUCAGUUGGUUUUGAUUCAUUCACAUGCUUAUGACUAUUCCCUCAACCCCAUGAGUUCGAUUGUUUCAACUUCUAGUGGGAUACUUCCACCAACUAGGCUUGGUAUGUUUGAUUCUGGGGUUUAUGAUCCUUUUAGCCAGCUAGAACCAGAGUUCAGUGACAGUGAUGAAACAGGAUUGCUUUCUGUAUCAUGGAAUCAAGACUAUAGUUGCUUUGCCGCUGGAACGAGCCGCGGUUUUCGUAUCUAUAACUGUGAUCCUUUCAAAGAAACUUUCAGACGUGAUCUGAAAAGCGGAGGAUUUGGAAUUGUUGAGAUGUUGUUUCGGUCUAACAUUUUAGCACUUGUUGGUGGUAAAUCCAAUUCCCAAUAUCCUCCUAAUAAAGUUAUUAUUUGGGAUGAUCAUCAGUGCCGUUGCAUCAGUGAAUUUUCAUUUAGGUCUGAGGUUCGUGCAGUGAAACUAAGACGGGACCGGAUCGUGGUUGUUCUUGAGCACAAGAUAUAUGUUUACAACUUUACAGAUUUGAAGCUUCUUCAUCAGAUAGAAACUCUAGCAAAUCCCAGGGGACUUUGUUGCCUUUCACAUAGUUUGAAUACGUCUGUCUUGGCUUGCCCGGGUCUUCGGCGAGGGCAGGUUCGAAUUGAACAUUUUGGUCUGAAUAUGACCAAGUUAAUAAAUGCUCAUGAUUCCCAAAUAGCAUGCUUAAACCUAACAAUGGAUGGGCUUCUUCUUGCAACUGCUAGCACAAAAGGCACUUUGAUAAGAAUUUUCAACACAAUGGAUGGGACUCGGUUACAAGAGGUACGCAGAGGAUUGGACAGAGCAGAUAUUUAUAGUAUUUGUCUCUCCCCUAACGUCCAGUGGUUGGCAGUGUCAAGUGAUAAGGGUACUGUUCAUUUAUUCAGCCUCAGAGUUCGGGUCAUCGGGGAGGACUCAUCAAUUUCUUCCAGUGCUUCUGAAAGUCUGGCAAUGUUCUACCAGAAUUCAUCAUCUUCCCUUGAUGCUCUGAUUCCUCCUAGUACUAGUGACAACCCUGGAUCAACAUUGUCUUUUAUGAAAGGUAUUUUACCAAAGUAUUUUAGCUCAGAAUGGUCAUUUGCUCAGUUUCGUUUACCAGAAUACACCGAGUUCAGUGCAGCAUUUGGAUCUCAGAACACUGUCAUUAUUGCUGGCAUGGAUGGGAGUUUCUACAGGUGCAGUUUUGAUCCUGUUAAUGGAGGGGAGAUGUUGCAGCAGGAAUAUGUCCGCUUUCUCAAGACUGACAAUAGACCAAAAUAGGGGUAUCUCAAUAAUUCCAUGGGCAAUAACAUGAAUGUAUACCAGUGUAAAUAUCAUCAGUUCCUCAGUAAUUGAAAUUUCAUUUUGUUACUCCAUGCCGUGUGAGAAACAUGCAGAGCAGGUGAGUUGUAAAUGGUUAUAAAUUGCUUUAACGACAUAUUGCUCUUGAAAGGAACUCUUAUGUAAUUGCUAUCGGCUUAUAUGUGCAAGAGUAAUGCAAUUCAAGCUAACAAAAGUUACUCGGAUUUUAUC